This is a messenger RNA of Aureococcus anophagefferens, 546 nucleotides long. RefSeq lists its product as hypothetical. Gene Ontology annotation, cellular component: cytoplasm. The record is from RefSeq and is a predicted model, not a curated record. The transcript has a single exon. Lineage: Eukaryota; Pelagophyceae; Pelagomonadales; Pelagomonadaceae. The annotation marks the transcript as partial. Gene Ontology annotation, molecular function: cysteine synthase activity.
GACCAGUACAACAACCUCGACAACCCCAACGGCCACUACCGGUCCACGGGGCCCGAGAUCUACGAGCAGACCGACGGCGAGGUGACCCAUUUCGUGGCCGCGGGGUCCACGGGCGGCACGAUCAGCGGCAUCGGCACGUACCUCAAGGAGAAGAAGGGCGACGACGUCACCAUCGUCCUCGCGGACCCAACGGGCUCCGUCUUCAAGAACUACUUCAAGACGGGCACGCUCUGCGCGCCCAAGCCUUUUCUCGUGGAGGGCGUCGGCAAGAACAACAUCCCCGGGGCCAUGGACUUCGCCGUCGUCGACGCGCUCGUCGAGGUCGGCGACAAGGACGCGCUCAAGAUGUGCGCGAAGAUCGCCCGGUCGACGGGCCUCUGCGUCGGCGGGUCGUCGGGCCUCAACGUCGAGGCCUGCGCGCGCCUCGCGGAGCAGUCCGACGAGCCCCUGACGAUCGUGACGAUGCUCUGCGACUCGGGCGUCAAGUACCUCUCGAAGAUCUUCAACGAGGACUGGCUCGCGGAGAACGACAUCUCCAUCGACUAA